Messenger RNA from Cetraspora pellucida, 1536 nucleotides. The record is from the annotation of a GenBank genome assembly. Lineage: Eukaryota; Fungi; Glomeromycota; Glomeromycetes; Diversisporales; Gigasporaceae.
AUGACUUCAACUUCUUCGAAACCAACUUCAUUAAUUAAAAACAGAUUACUUGAUAAAAGGAAUGGUGACAAGCACAAUUUGUCAGACUCUUGUAAUCAUCGUCCCGAUCCUCUUAAACCUCGUCAAAAUCUUUUAAAAGUACCAACUCCUUCACCUACUCCAAAAUCUCCUUGUUUUGUUCAUUCCGAUAUCGAUCCAUCACUUUCAGUACCACUUUUAGAAAUGAUAAAUCAAUUUGAUAAAGGCGUCACUCAAUAUUCAAAUUUGGCUGAGACCGCUGUUAGUGUCAGAGAAAUAUCAAAAAAACUUGCUCGCAUUCAUAGUAUAAUGCAGGCUGUCAUGAUUGUCACUAAACCUGGUGAUCUUCGCUUAGUAAAUAUCACUCGUGAAUUAGCUAUGUAUUUAAUUACCACUCCUCGCUUUGGAAAAGAUCAUGGUGUGACUGUAUAUGUAGAUAAAAAUUUAAAAGAUUCAAAGCGAUUUGAUUUUCUUGGCAUGUUAAAUGAAUCUCCUUUUGUGAAAGACUAUUUAAAAUUUUGGACAAAAGAAUUGUGUGCUGAGAGACCAGAGAUAUUUAAUUUUGUUCUAACGAAAGUCGUUCCCCCUGUUUUACCUUUUCAUAUGGGUUCUCUUGGUUUCUUGACAAAUUUUGAUUUUAAAAAUUAUAAAAAUCAUAUAACAAGUGCUUUCGAUGAAGGUAUUCGUGUAAACUUAAGAAUGAGAUUUACAUGUACCGUUUAUCGAAGAAUAAAAAAUCCUGUAAAAGCAACUCGUUGUGGUGAAACUGGUAAAAUCAUGAUUGAUUGGAACGAGCUUGAAUCUUCUUCCCAUUCAAAUUCAGAACAUGAAUGUGGUCAUGAUAAAGACCUACCUUGUUUAUUCACUCAACCGUCUGAAACUUUUCAAGUUUUAAACGAUUUGGUUGUUGAUCGAGGUGCUGGUCCUUAUAUGAGUUUACUGGAAUUAUUUGGUGAUGAUCAACAUCUCACAACUGUCCAAGCUGAUGGACUUGUAGUAGCUACUCCUACUGGUUCAACUGCUUAUUCUGUAUCAGCUGGCGGUUCUCUAGUUCAUCCUGCAAUAUCUGCUCUAUUAAUUACCCCUAUUUGUCCGCACACUCUAUCCUUUCGUCCAAUGCUUUUACCAGAUUCAAUGGAGUUAAGAAUAUGUGUUCCUUAUAAUAGUCGUAGUACUGCGUGGGCAAGCUUUGAUGGUCGAGGAAGAGUCGAAUUAAAACAGGGUGAUCACAUAAAAGUUACUCCAUCAAAAUUCCCAUUUCCUACUGUGUGCUUAGAAUCUCAAUCUAAAGAUUGGUUUAAUUCAAUAUCAAGAUGUUUAAGAUGGAAUGAACGUGAGAAACAAAAAAGUUUUGUAGUGGCAAUGCAGGGGCGUAAUUCACAACCAUCACAUAUACGGGAACAUUCAUUUGCUUGUAUCGGAAAAGACCUAAGCGAUUCUAGUAGCAAUACCAGUAAUAGUGGCGAGGAAGAAGAAUGGAGAGUCGUUACUAGAAAACACAAAAGAAGAAAUAAAUAG